Messenger RNA from Aspergillus thermomutatus, 1170 nucleotides. Its product is annotated as EBP2 family rRNA-processing protein. Gene Ontology annotation, biological process: ribosomal large subunit biogenesis; rRNA processing. The coding region runs from base 1 to 1170 and encodes 389 amino acids. NCBI's taxonomy places the organism in Eukaryota, Fungi, Ascomycota, Eurotiomycetes, Eurotiales, Aspergillaceae. Gene Ontology annotation, cellular component: preribosome, large subunit precursor; nucleolus; nuclear periphery. The transcript has 3 exons. The record is from RefSeq and is a predicted model, not a curated record.
AUGGCCAAGCGCAGCAAGUUACUCCAGGCUCUUGAUGCCCACAAGGGCCGAGACUACGAUGCAGAGAAGCAGAAGAAACUAGCCAAGGCGGCGGAGAAGAGAAAAGCGACAAAGAAGACGAAUAUAGGAGAUGAUGAGAAUAAGGAAGAGGAGACUGUUGAAACAAAUGGCAAGGCCGAGUCGGAGAAUCCGAAAUCCAAGAAGCGCAAUGCUCCUGAAGAUGCAGAAGAAGACGAAUCAAGCGACAAUGAGGAUGAAGAGCAGGGACAAGGUGAAGAGUCUGAUCAAGAGGGGGCUGGAGAAGGAGAAGACAACGAGGAAGACGAAGAUGAGGAGGAGGAGGAGGAGGAGGAGGAAGAAGAAGAAGACAUUCCUCUGUCCGACUUGUCCGAAGACGAAAGAGAGGAUGUGGUUCCUCACCAGCGCCUCACGAUCAACAACUCUGCUGCUAUCAACGCAUCUAUCAAACGCAUUUCCUUCAUCACUUCCCAGACGCCGUUCUCAGAGCACAAUUCCAUAGUCUCGAAAGAGCCGAUCGAAGUCCCCGACCCCAACGACGACCUGAACCGAGAGUUGGCUUUCUACAAGGUUUGCCAGGCUGCCGCUUCCGAGGCGCGUCGCCUGUUGAAGAAGGAGGGUGUUCCGUUCACUAGGCCCGGCGACUAUUUUGCGGAGAUGGUCAAGACGGACGAGCACAUGAGCAAGAUUAAGAAGAAGCUGUACGACGAAGCUGCCGCGAAGAAGGCCGCUGCGGAAGCCCGCAAGCAGCGGGAUCUGAAGAAGUUCGGAAAGCAGGUACAAGUUGCUAAGUUGCAACAGAGACAGAAGGAGAAGCGCGAGACGCUCGAGAAGAUCAAUGAGUUGAAGAAGAAGCGCAAGGCUGAUAAGUCUGGCGUUACGGACAAUGAUAACGAUCUAUUCGAUGUCGCCAUCGAGGACUCUAGCAAACCCGACAGCCGCAAGCGUAGUCGCGGCAAUGAGAGCGGCGGACCCUCACUGAAGCGCCAGAAGAAGAAUGAAAAAUACGGCUUCGGUGGAAAGAAACGGCACGCCAAGAGUGGUGACGGUAUUUCUAGCGGAGACCUGCGUAACUUCUCGGUCAAGAAGAUGAAGGGUGGCUCCAAGAGACCUGGGAAGAUUAGGAGAGCGGCGGCAAAGGGCCGGUCGUAA